Exophiala dermatitidis NIH/UT8656 is the source of this 1704-nucleotide messenger RNA. RefSeq names its product amidase. The transcript is spliced from 4 exons. The coding region runs from base 1 to 1704 and encodes 567 amino acids. NCBI's taxonomy places the organism in Eukaryota, Fungi, Ascomycota, Eurotiomycetes, Chaetothyriales, Herpotrichiellaceae. The record is from RefSeq and is a predicted model, not a curated record.
AUGGGGUCUAUCGAUGUCGCUGUUGAGCAGCAGGGUGAGCAAGCAGGCUGGCAGAAGAAGGUCGCCCAGAAACAGCAACAAUGUCGAGAAAGCAUUCCCGAGGCGUGGCGCCUCCCGCCCUCGAUCCUAGAGUCACUUGUCUUUCCAUUGGACGCAAACCCCAACAGGCUCCUUGACAUGGACAUUCCCAGGAAAUCAGGGAUCUUGUCUCCCCGUGAGCUGAUGAUCACCGAAGAAAACACGGUCCCGGAAUUGCUUGCGAAACUUGCAUCGGGAGAAUUCUCGUCUCUCGAGGUGACGACAGCGUUCUCAAAAAGAGCCGCCAUUGCCCAACAACUGACCUCCUGCCUGACAGAAACCAUUUUCGAUGAAGCCAUCGCACGAGCCAAAUACCUCGACCAAUGCAGGAGCGAAGGAAAGCUCGUCGGUCCCUUGCACGGUCUUCCCAUCAGCGUUAAGGACAGCUUCCAGAUAACUGGGACGGACGCCAGUAUCGGAUUUGUGUCCUUUUUGGGAAACAAAUCGGAGGCCAAUUCGCCACUGGUCGACAUACUCCUGAAGUUAGGCGCCGUUCUUUAUGUCAAGACCAACAUUCCGCAAACGCUCAUGACGGCUGAUUCCGACAACAACAUCUUUGGCCGCACGUUGAAUCCGCACAACACCGCUCUCAAUGCAGGCGGGUCCAGCGGAGGAGAAGGAGCAUUGAUCGCAUUCCGCGGCUCACCAUUGGGGGUGGGAACAGAUGUCGCUGGCUCAAUCCGCAUUCCUGCUUUAUGCUGUGGUACAUACGGCUUCAAGCCGACGUCAAACCGGAUCCCUUAUGGAGGGCAGGCCAAUCCAUCACUCCCUGGAAUGAAACCGAUCACUGCCUCGGCCGGGCCGCUGGCAAAUGAUUUUGAGGCUUUGGAAAUCUUCUCCCAAACGGUCAUCGACUCCAAACCGGCCAUGUUUGAUUCAACUGCGCUUGAUGUCCCCUGGCGUCGUUUGGAAAACUCUCCGCCAGAACGAUUGAGAAUUGGUGUCCUUCCAGAGGAUCCACUCUAUCCGCUUCAACCGCCCGUGAGAAGAGCACUGGCAGAAGCCGUCAGCCGACUUGAAGCAGAAGGCCACGAGUUGAUCAGAUUGGAUCCUUCUCCAUGUCACAUUUCUGACGCAACCGAGGUGGCCUGCGAGCUCUUCACAAUUGCACCUGGGACGUCCAUGGGCUAUAUCAAAGCCAGUGGCGAGCCCAUGGUACCAUCAGUCGCGAAGAUGUAUGGCCCAGCUAACGCCGGGAAUUAUAAGUUUGCUUUAGGACUUAAAGACCUUGACCCGCUGCACAGGUUAGCCGCGCUGACCGUGAAAAGGCAGGAAAUUGCCGAGGAUUGGCGGAAGAUAUGGCUGGAGCAGAAAUUGGAUGCUGUAAUCAGUGCUCCGGCACAAAGUACAGCGGUAGUGCAUGAUAAGUUCGGCUGGCCCCCUUAUACUUGCCUGCUGAAUCUUCUUGAUUAUCCGGCCUGUGUGAUUCCGUUUGGAAGAGUAUCCAAACAAAAGGAUCCAGAGGCAAUGAAAGUGCAACCCGGACAAGGCGGUCCUGACUAUGAUCCCGACCUGCAGGACGGGGCUCCUUGCUCGAUUCAAGUUUUCACGUCUCGGAUGCAAGAUGAGGAGUGUCUGAGGGUAACACGUGUGGUGGAUAGUUGUUUGAAGCGACAGCCAGCCUGA